CAAUGUCACCUAUAAAGUAUGCCCAGAGGGUAGUGUCCAAGAUGAUACAAUUAUAUCAAUUAUAAUGUCUCAUAUGUUUCACCUACCAUUGUAGCAUUUUAUUUCACUGUAUUGUGUUGAUGUAUGUAACAACUCAUUGAACACUUUUUGUUUAGUUGUACUGAGAAAGACUUUUUGCUCGCUCGUUGACUAAUACAACAACCUGAUAUAUACUUCGCGUUAACUCCUGAUAUUUACGCUGUCUGACGCAGGUGGAUCAGCAGUGUCGGGAAUUAUAAAUAGGCGAUAGUGUAUCUGGACACGUAUAUAAAAUUUGGAAUCAGAUUUCAGAGCUCGAGAAACUGGUGAGCUCGACGUGAUUAAACUCUCGCAAUUGAAUACUGCAACCGGCCAUUAAUGGCUGUAUACAAUACGGAUAUACAUAUAUACUGAGAAUUUCUUUGGCUGCUUUAUGAAUCAUUAAAAUUCAGGUUACAGGCAUAAUCUAUUAAAGAUGCCUUCAUUAUCUGAAAAUUUAAAGUCCUCUGAAGUGGGUAAUUCAAUCUCAACUUCAAAUCAAUCACAUCAUAAUCUAUCGUCCAAUAAUAAUAUUUUGCACAAUGAUAAUACUUAUUUGAACUCAAAUGGUUCACCAAGUAUCACCAUACAUCACAUGGAUAAUGGAAAUUUGAGUACCACUAAUGAAGAGCUUGUGAAUAACAAUAAUAAAGUGGAUGAAAAAAUCAUUAUACCAUCAAACUGGACUACAAGUAUAGAACCAUCACUUGUGUAUAUUGAUGAAUCAGAAGAUUUAUAUAAUCAAUCAAAGCAGAGAAUAUGUAUACUUGAAUGUCAUUUAUGUGAGUCAGCAGAAACUAAAAAUGAUAUUCAUCAACACAAUAAUGGAUUAAGAAAUUCUUACAGAAAAUCACGACAUCUUCAGCGUGAUCAUUUUCAUGAAGAUGAUCAUAUCAAUAAAAAUUGUUCAGUGCAUAAACAAAUCAAUGGAUUCAUGGAUCAUGAAAGUAACAGUAUUAAAUGGAUUGAAAGGUGUAAACAAUUUGAAAAUGAAAUGAAAGAUUUAAAGAGAGCGAAAGAUAAAGCACAAUGUCAAAACGUGAAAUAUGAAGAACAGAUAAAUGAAUUGAAAAAUAAGUUGAAUUCAAAACAAGAUAAAAUACAAAGUUUACUAAUGGAAUUAGAACAAUCAAAUCAGCGGUUGAAUGAGAUUGAAACACAAUUCACGGCUUAUAAAUCACAAACAAGUCAAAAUGAAGAAAAUUAUCACAGUUUAUCGCAUGAUUUUAUCAUUAUGAAGCAGUGUAAAGAGCAAGCUGAACUGAACGCUAAAAAUUGUGAAAAUAAUCGACUGUUAUAUGAAAAACGAAUGAAGGAAUUAGAUGAAAACUAUGAAAAAAACAAACAACGUUAUUAUGAAGAUGUUCAAAGCCUAAUGAGUCAAUUGGAUACUGAACGCUGUAGAGCUGAUGAAUUGCUUCAGAAGAUUGAACAGAAUCGUCGUCAAAAUGAAGAUCAAAUUAGGAAGAUUGAACAAUCUGAAAAGAAAAGAUUUGAUACAUUAUUGGAAGAAGGUCAAAAAGAGCUUAGAAAACAAUUAAGUAAACUCAAUGAACAAAUUAAAGAACAGCAAAUGAAAAUAUUCAACCAAGAAUUAAAAAUUUCCACUAUUGAAUCAGAGAAAAAUGAGCUUCUACAGAUAAACAAAAAAUCAACUGAUGAACAGUUGGAAUUACGUGAACAAGUCAAAUUAAUUGAACAUUUACUAGCUGUUAAAGAUCAAGAUAUUUCAAUGAUACAAUUUGAAUGUCGUCUUUACUCUGAUAAAAUAAAACAAAUUGAAUUGGAAAAAGGUCAUCUCAUCGAGAAGGGAAGGUUAAUAAAACAAAGAUAUCAAAAUAAAGCUAGACAUGCAUGGGACCACUGUCAAACUGUUCGAGCACGUUUAAAUCGACGACUAAUACAAAUACGUUAUAACAGAGACUUGUUAUCGAAACAUUUACGAAAACAAUAUGAACAAAUGAAUCGUUUAAAUCAUCUUUUCUGGGAAACAGGUUGGGCCUAUGUUCAAACACAAAACUGUCUGCAAGAUAUACGUAAACAAGAUAAAGAAUAUGUCGAUAAAGAAAUGCAAACAAUUGCAGUUACUAACAAAAUUAAGCAGUCUAAUAUGGCAGUUGAUCAGAUGACACAGACUGAAAUUUCAUAUUUCGAUGCUGAAGUAAACGAUGAUACAGUUAUGUCAUGCGCUAUUGCAUGGAUUUCAAAUGAUUUGGAUAAUUUAGCAGAAAAAUUAGAAAAGUUAAUUAAAUACCAAGGCACAGAAAAGUGUUAUGACUUUGAAGGACAGUAUGAUGAAGAAUUGCAUAUUGGGAUUAACGAGAAAGUGUCUUUGUUCUCCUUGAUUUUGGGUUUAAAGUAUAAAGUGAAUUGGUUACGUAGAUGGUGUAAUCAAUUAACGAAUUCCACUCUUAACAAUCAGAAUUUCGAGGUGACAGAUAAAAAUGAGUCCAUUAAAUUGAAAAAUCUUAAAAAAAGUUUCCAAAAUUCAACAAGGGAUUUGAAAUUGUUGUUAAGUCAGAUGGAAACUGAUGCACUAGAAGAUGAAUUAUCAUGUGUUGGUCAACUUGCACAAACAACAGCUAACCAGUUGAAACUUAGUCACUUACGGCUGGAAGAAAAUCUGGAUUCAAUAAGAACUGAUCUUAUUCGUCUUAAAGCUGAAUGUCAUUAAAUCACAUUCCGCAUAAACCUGAUUAUAAAGAAUUUAAUAUAGUUAUGUUACUUUCUUUACUUAUCAUAUAUUUACACUGAAUGUAAGCCAAGUGGUUCUUGUAUACAAACAGUAAUGUUCAAUAUAAAUAUGAUGAGUACA
This is a messenger RNA of Heterobilharzia americana, 2872 nucleotides long. NCBI's taxonomy places the organism in Eukaryota, Metazoa, Platyhelminthes, Trematoda, Strigeidida, Schistosomatidae. The record is from the annotation of a GenBank genome assembly.